Molecule: messenger RNA, 2131 nt
Organism: Schistocerca gregaria
Lineage: Eukaryota; Metazoa; Arthropoda; Insecta; Orthoptera; Acrididae
Exons: 9
Coding region: 935-1681 (248 amino acids)
Source: RefSeq, a predicted model, not a curated record
GAGGCGGCCCCCGAGGACGCGGCCGCCGGCGCCGGCCGUGCCGCACUCCAGCGACGACAACAGCAGGUCGCCGUCGCCGUCGCCGCCUGCGACGACGACGCCAGCGGCGAGGUCGCUGAAGGACGGCGCAGCAGCCACGGCUGCGCAUGCGCCUGGCCGCCGCAGCCUGCAGCGCGUCGUCUCGCUUGAGGUGCGCACCCCUCGGCGGCCAGCUGACCCGGGAGGUAGGCAGGGACAGCACGUUUUCAAUGCCUGAAUUAAUUUCUGAGAUGUUUCAAGGAAAUGUCUCAGUAAAACUGCUGAAUAGGAGACUGCAGGAAAGUGCACCGACUAUAGUACAAGACAGUGUUCCAGAAGGAAGUGAAAACUGGGAAUCGAAGCGACCACUUUUGACACGCCUAUCAACACUUCGAGAGAGUUUACUUCAAAAACAACAAGAAUGGGAAGUUUCUCGGAGUCAGACACCAUACUCAGAACAGUCUUGGCAGUCAUAAUGUAUUUUCACAGUCUUGGACAAUGGGAGUUGUGUGGCAUUUGAAAUUGGGAAGAGGGAAAAGUCACAAGGAGCCAGAUCCAGUGAAGAGGGGAUCUGUUCUUUGAAGAAAUAGAAACAUCUUGCUCAAAUAAAACUAUGGAAAUGGAAGCUAUUGGAUUGUGAAGACCAGUGAUGCUUACUUACAUCGCAGAUGAUCAUUGAACAGCACAUAAUAAUUUCUGCAAAGACUUUCAUGUCAUCCUAUGAACAAGUUUUCUGUUAAUUUGGAAGGUGACUGUAGUAGAAGAGAUUUAUAUGUACAAGAAGAUUAAUAUUUACAAACCUCUUGCAGUGAAUUGAAACAAAAGAAUUAAGGAUGAAUCUUCUUUCUGCUUAAUAGCAUAUGAUAAUUUUGUUAACUUAUUCAUUAAAUAUUAAAGUAAAGAAAAAAACAACAAAAUGGCAACUAUAAAGCUUGAUGAUCUGCUGGGGAAAAAGAAGGAAGCUCCUCAAGUGCUGGACCUGUCUCGUAGUGUAGUCCAGUCAAAGGAGGACAUGCGAAAAUUGAUGGACAGAGUUCCAGAAUACAAGAUACGUCCUGAAAAGGUACGACAUGAAGAGAUCCGAAUGCGUGAAAAGGAUUUUACAUUUCGACCACAACGAAGAGAAUUUCGCCGACAGGGAGAAUACUCUUAUGCAAACCCUGUCCCUCCUGACAUGCGUUCUGUUGCACUGGAAGAUCUGAGCCCUGUUCCAAUUGACUGGAAAAUGCUCACUUCAGUAAGGCCACGUUCAAAGGUUGAUGAAGAACUAUUUUCCAGACUGGUGCUUCUUGGAAAACUACAUCUCUACACUGCUGCUCAAGAGUCCCAGAACAAACCAGAAAAUCUGAUAAACCGAGUGAAGAAUCGAGCUGGUAUUCUUGAUUCAAGACCUCCAGUCUGUCUAGAGUGUUUGGAGGAGUUUUGUCAUGGAACUGCCUGUCAAGAUUUCCUUUAUGAUUCCUUUUUUCGCUGUGAUAUAAAUAAAGAUGAAGAAGAUGUAAUGAAAUUAAAUGGGAACUCUGCAUCUCGGUCCAAGAACCAGGGAAAGAAACAUAGAGGCCAAAAGGGAAAGGCCAUGGGAACAGGAACAGGUAAACGAUGGAAGAAAGGAAAGAAGAGGCGAAAAAAAAGCAAAACAAAUAAUACAGAAGAGAAAGAAUAGUGGCUUUGGUGCAAACUCAAUAUCAAUAUUAUUAACAUUAUUUUUAAAUGUUCUUUGUUAGUUGUACAUCUAGUUAGGACCUACUUUUUGAGGAAAAUUUUCCAAAUAGAAAUGUAUCAGAGAAAAUAAAAAAAAAUGUAGUGCCUUAGCAGAAAGAACACAUAUAAGCAAUUUUAGAGACCAAAAAGUAUCUGAUAAGAUAAUAGCGUUCACUUACAAACAGAUGCAACACAUAAAUCUUUAACUUCCAGAAAGAACUAAUCAGAUGCUGAAAUCAAACUACGUAUCAGUAGUAGGGCAAAUACAGGAAGUAUUCAUUUUAAGAUGUGAGUUUCAAGCAAGGUCACUUGCAAUGGGAAAAAAUACAUUACAAUUAAUGUUAAGUCAAAUGCUACUUUACAAAAAUAAAAACAGACGUAAAAAAAUGUCAUAUUUUAAUUACACAAUGGC